Messenger RNA from Trachemys scripta elegans, 2786 nucleotides. It is a transcript of the gene TOX4, whose product is annotated as TOX high mobility group box family member 4. Gene Ontology annotation, biological process: regulation of transcription by RNA polymerase II. The transcript has 9 exons. NCBI's taxonomy places the organism in Eukaryota, Metazoa, Chordata, Testudines, Emydidae. The coding region runs from base 785 to 2629 and encodes 614 amino acids. Gene Ontology annotation, molecular function: chromatin DNA binding. Gene Ontology annotation, cellular component: nucleus. The record is from RefSeq and is a predicted model, not a curated record.
GUGAUGCUGACACAGAAGCGCAUUUGCUGGUGCAGCUUGUUUGGCUCUGGGACCUGGCCUGAGCCGUGUCCUGUUUAAAUGCUAUUUCUCUUGGGCUGGCAUCAGGCGCAUCUCUGCUAGGGCAGCAUUGGCAGCAGAGCUGCGCUGGUGUCCAGCUCUGCCAGUGAACCCAUGCUAGUGUAGACGAAGCCUUACGCCAAAGUAAUGAAGGGACUGGAUUGUGACCAACACCUGCCUUUUGCUGGCGUGAAACUGGUUCAGGCAGUUUGACUCACACCUGUAAACUGAGCAUCCACUCGCCCACCUGAGCAUCCGCUCGCAAACUCUCAUCAGUUCGAUUGAACCUGUGUAAAAUCCCAUCCUCAAAGAGAUCCUCGUGCCUCUGCCUGUGGGUCAGGCUGAAAUUCCAGAUCCCUAGGCCACCUUAGAGGGACAAAAAGGCUGUGAGCCAGGUCUUGUCUACCUUUAAACGUGGCCAUGCCAGCAGUGUUAAGGCAGCAAACCCCCCACCCAGUGUAGAGACAGCUCUGCUGGUACAAAAGGGUUUGUGUCGGGGAAGUGAAAGAAGCUCUCCUAGCAUAUCUUUUAUACCACUUUUACUGUGGCUCCUGUGGGUUUUUUUCUGCCAUAAAUGUCACACACGGCUACCACUCUGAUACUUGACACCCGUCACAGUCAUAGCUCUGCCACUAAACCUUCUAGACCAGGGCUUUGCUUGAGCCCAGCGUACGUGGGUUAAACUGCAGGCUUGUCUGCAUAUGGACUUGUUCAGAAUAGCUCUGCUAUGAAAGUGGAUUCAGCGACACAGGAACAAGCUAAGUUCCCUGGAGGAAACGACAAUUACCUGGCCAUCACGGGGACGGCCCAUCCCUUCCUGUCGGGGGCGGAGACGUUCCACACCCCCAGCCUGGGGGAUGAGGAGUUUGAGAUCCCGCCCAUCUCCCUGGACGCCGACCCCUCGCUGGCUGUCUCAGACGUGGUGGGGCACUUCGAUGACCUGGGGGACCCCAGCAGCGCGCCCGACUCCGGCUUCUCCACCCAGUAUGGCGUGCAGGCCCUCGACAUGCCCGUGGGCAUGAACCACGGCCUCAUGGAGCAGGGCGGCGGGCUCCUGGCGGGGGGGCUGGCCAUGGACCUGGAUCACUCCAUGGGCACCCAGUACAGCACCAACCCGCCCGUCACGAUAGACGUGCCCAUGAGCCCUGGAGCACUGAUGGGGCACGGCCAGCUGACCACCAUCGACCAGUCCGAGCUGAGCUCCCAGCUGGGCCUGAGCCUGGGGGGCAGCUCCAUCCUGCCGCCCGCUGCCCAGUCGCCCGAGGAGCGGCUCUCCACCACGCCCUCCCCCACCAGCUCCCUGCAGGAGGACGAGCCUGAGGAGUUCAGACGGCAGCAGGUGCCGGCCCAGAAGGCUGCGCCAGUGGUGCUGGACGUGGGGCGGAAGCAGAAGCCCGCCAAGAAGCAGAAGAAGAAGAAGGACCCAAACGAGCCGCAGAAGCCGGUCUCGGCCUAUGCCCUGUUCUUCCGUGACACGCAGGCCGCCAUCAAGGGCCAGAACCCCAAUGCCACCUUCGGGGAGGUCUCUAAGAUCGUGGCCUCUAUGUGGGACAGCUUGGGCGAGGAGCAGAAACAGGUUUACAAGCGGAAGACGGAGGCGGCGAAGAAGGAGUAUCUGAAGGCGCUGGCGGCCUAUCGGGCUAUCCAGACGGUAGCCGAGACGGCGGAGCUGGACCUGAACCCAGUGCCGCCCCCAGCAGCUCCCCAGCCAGCACCAGCUCCGGCCCCCGCGGCCCCCUUGCCAGCCCCCACACCCCCUGCCCCCUCGCCGGUUCUGGAGUCCCCACCAGCCACCCCCCAGCCAGCGCCCACUCCCGGGAACCUCUGCUCGCCGCCACCAGCCCAGCCCAGCUUCACCAAGAUAAUCAUCCCCAAGCAGAUGCUGCCCUUGUCCUCGCAGGGCGGUGUGGUCACUGUCAUCCCCGUCACCUCCGUCACCUCCAGGGGGCUGCAGCUGGGCACAGGCGCCACCCAGAUAGUCACCCGCUCUGUGCUGCAGGCAGCGGCCGCUGCCGCCGCCGCUGCCUCCUCCAUGCAGCUGCCCCGGCUCCAGCCCCCGCCCCUGCAGCAGAUGCCCCCGCCCCAGCCCCCUGCCCAGCAGGUUGCCGUCCUGCAGCCGCCGCCGCCCUUGCAGGCCAUGCAGCAGCCCGCCCUGCAGCAGAAGGUGCGGCUCCACCUGCAGCAACAGCCCCCGCCCCUGCAGAUCAAGAUCCUGCCUCCACCAGCCCUGCAGAUCCAGCCUGUCACCCUGCAGCCUGAGGAGGCCAGUCCCGAGCGGCCCAGCCCGGAGCCCCAGGGCUCCCCGGAGCCCGUGGAGAUGAUCACGGCCGACGUGGUGCCCGAGGUGGAGUCCCCGACGCAGAUGGACGUGGAGCUGGUGUCGGAGUCACCCGUGGGGUUGUCGCCCCGGCCCCGCUGUGUGCGCUCCGGCUGCGACAAUCUGCCCGUCAGCAGCAGCGAAUGGGACAACGAGUACUGCAGCAGCGAGUGUGUCGUCAAACACUGCAGGGACGUGUUCCUAGCCUGGCUGGCUUCCCGCAACUCCAGCAGCAGCGUGGUCUUUGUGAAGUGAGCGGUGCCCGUUUUGAUUGCGGGCAGCGCCCGGCGCAGACAUGGCUGGGGACCAAGGGGGACCAUACCCCCUGGGGUGGGGGGAGGUGGUGCAGGCACAGACUUUGCUCUUCUGACAGGCCAGGCCUCUGGAGCUGAUUAAAGUGGGAGGGGCUGGA